UCACGACUUUUCCCCGUCCCGAUCUCCUCAUCAAAACCCUAACCACCACCCCCGAUCAAAUCCACCCAAAAUUCCCCACAAAUUAUGCUCAAUUCCCCCAGAUCCUAGCUCCCCGACCAACCCCAAGAUCAAUCCCCGCCGGACCCGAUGAGCCCAUCACUGCCGGACUACUCCCCGCCGCCACCCCCGCACGCCGCCACGGCGUCCUCACCCGCCGCCGCGCCGCUCGCCCCGGGCUUCCGCUUCCACCCGACAGACGAGGAACUCGUCUCCUACUACCUGCGCCGCCGCGCCCGCAGCCUCCCGCUCCGCGCCGACGCGAUCGCGGAGGUGGACCUGUACCGGCUCGAGCCCUGGGACCUGCCGCCCCUCUCCCGCAUCCGGAGCCGCGACGCGCAGUGGUACUUCUUCGCGCGGCUCGACCGCAAGGUCGCGGGCGCCGGCGCGGGCGGGCGCGGCGGGCCCGGCAACCGCACCAACCGCGCCACGCCGCGCGGGUACUGGAAGACCACGGGCAAGGACCGCGAGGUGCGCCACCGCGGCCGCGCCGUCGGCAUGAAGAAGACGCUCGUGUUCCAUGCCGGCAGGGCCCCGAAAGGGGAUCGCACCAACUGGGUCAUGCACGAGUACCGCCUCCUCGACUGCGACGGGCCACAGGAUCUGCAUGUGGUGUGUAGAAUCUUUCAGAAAGUUGGAUCUGGACCGCAGAAUGGAGCACAGUAUGGUGCACCAUACAUGGAGGAGGAAUGGGAGGAGGAGGAUGAUGCCAUUGAGAACACACCUACCAGUGGUACAUCAACUGAAAUGGCUGCGAUCACAGAUACUGCUAGUGCGGAAUCAAAUGUGGAAGAUGAAAAUAUAUUCUCUAACAUUAAUGAGCUUGUGCAAUCCCAAGAAGUGCUCAACUCAUCAGAAAUGGCUCAUCUACAAGCUCAAGGUUUGAAUGAGACUGGUGAGGGCAGCUAUGGUGACGGCGAUGUUUCUAUCGAGGAGAUCUUGCAGAAUCCUGUGUCAAAUGUUAGUUCAGAAAAUAUAGUCGAACCUGAAGCGCAGAAUGCUGUCGAUGAUCACUUCAGUCUUGCAGAUUUGUCUGGAUACCCAAGUCAAGAUGAUGGAUAUGUAGGUCAGGAUGGUCCUAUCAUUUGGAGUGACCCUUCAAAUGGUGAAGUGGCAGAAUGGCCUCUGAGAACUUACAGUAAUCAAAACCAGGCCAAUGGAACUCUUAGUGUUGAGGAAUUCUUUGACGCAGGGAAUGAUACCAAUACAUAUUCAGGACAGGAGCAAGCUUGUCCUUCAGAUGACCAGAACUUGUAUUUGCAAACCAAUGGUCUUCCAGGUCCUCAGCAAGUGGAUGACAACAUGCCAUUUUUUGAUGCAUCAAACAAUCACAAAUGGGAAGAUGGGAAUGAUGAUUAUCUAAAUGUGAAUGGCCUUAUCUACCCGCCAAUUGAGAACGAAUCUCUCUUUGACGUGGGAGAGGAUUUGAUGGCUUACUUUGCUGAAGAGGACGAUUUCAAGUUUGAUAUUUCGGGCUCAGCUGUAGGCUCUGAUUCUCAACUUCCAGACAUGUUGAACUUUGCCCAAAAGGAUGAAAGUAAGGAUGGUUCUACGUUUGAUGGGAUCUCCACUUUUACAAAUGCGAAGGCUCAAUAUGGCGCAUCUUCAUCUGGUUCCCGUGGGAACCUGUAUCCGGACAGUGCGCUUCCAGGUGUGCCAAAGGAUGAGAAGGUUGACAAUGACAAUAGUUUCAGAAAGCGCUUUAUAAGCAUGCUCGACUACCCAGCCCCACCUGCAAUGGCAUCAGAAUUCCCACCAACCACAGGAAAAUCAGUUGCUGCUCUCAGUGGGGCUAGUUCGGUUGUCCGCGUCACCGCGGGCUUUGUCCAGCAUGGUGGCCUCAGUUUCACCGAUAGCUCGGACAGCUGGCCCCUACAGAAACAUGUUGACUUCAGUCUACACCUUUCUGUCACUGUGGAGAGCAGCAGCAUGUCCACUACCAAAUCCAUUGGUGGUUUCGAUGAGGAGCCAGCUACACGAAUGAGCACCGUGCCCUCGGUGCUGCGCGGCGGCCUGUACCUUUUCUUCGUCUCGGCGAUGAUCCUCAUGUUGAGCUUCAAAGUAGGGUCCUGUAUCUACAGCAGAUAAGUUAAGGAGCUGUUUUUAUUUUGGUUUAGUGGAACUAUACAUGGCGUUCCCUCGAUGACAACGAGGGAACUACGAGACGAUGACGGUUUGCUUUUACACGUUUAUUAGUUGGCAUAUGAUUCUGACUUGGUGAAAGGUAUAGUAUUAAUAAAUUUGAACUGGAGAAAGUACCAUUUUGGUGCUGAGACCUUAUGCUUCAUCUAGGACCUGUAAUCUAUUCUGUUUAUUUGGUUGCCGCUCAGAGGAGGCCUGGAGCCCCUAACGAUGUAACGUUGAUUAUAAAACGUGAUUUGAUCUC
Lolium perenne is the source of this 2443-nucleotide messenger RNA. RefSeq lists its product as uncharacterized. Gene Ontology annotation, biological process: regulation of DNA-templated transcription. NCBI's taxonomy places the organism in Eukaryota, Viridiplantae, Streptophyta, Magnoliopsida, Poales, Poaceae. Gene Ontology annotation, molecular function: DNA binding. The record is from RefSeq and is a predicted model, not a curated record.